GUACUACGCCACUGUUUGACGACGUGACGCCCUUUUUUUUCCUAAAGCAGUAAGCACCCGUAAGCGGUACAAUAAACACUUUUAACCUACAAAUAUGUUUUCAAAUUUAAAAUUUCCAAAAUGUUCUUUGAAUGGUAUAUCGCGCUGCAGAAAUUUUUCUACUGAUAAAUGGAAGAGCGUUGUUGGCUUAGAAGUACACGCACAAAUCCAAUCGACAAGCAAACUAUUUUCAGGAUCUCCAACUGAAUUUACAAAUCCAGUUAACAGAAACGUAUCCCUUUUUGACGCAGCCACACCGGGUACCCUACCAGUAUUAAAUAAACGUUGCGUCGAAGCCGCCGUGCUCACUGCACUUGCUUUAAAUUGUCGCGUUAAUCCCAUUUCAACAUUUGAUCGAAAGCAUUACUUCUACGCGGAUCUUCCGGCAGGAUACCAAAUAACACAACAGAGAUCGCCAAUCGCCUGCAAUGGUUUUAUUGAUUUCCACGUGUAUGCGCCCGGCGUGCAUAAACACUCAUACGCGGCAAGAUCGUGUAUUAAACAGAUUCAACUAGAACAAGAUAGUGGAAAAAGUCUUCACGAUGAAACGCGUAGUUUGGUCGAUUUAAAUCGAGCAGGUGUUCCACUCAUGGAAUUGGUUUUUGAACCUGAUUUAUGCAAUGGGGAAGAAGCUGCUGCGCUUGUAAAAGAAUUGGUGAAUGUAUUUGAGUGUUUGCAAACAUGCUCAUGUAAAAUGGAAGAGGGCGCUCUCCGUGUUGAUGCGAAUGUAUCUGUGCACAAAAAAGGACAGCCACUAGGUAUACGCACAGAAGUAAAAAAUAUUGGUUCAAUUCGUGCAGUUGCUGCGGCAAUUAACUAUGAAAUACAAAGACAAAUUGCACUGUUAGAGGUCGGCGAAAAUGUAGUGAAUGAGACCCGUUCUUGGAACUCUGAUAGUAGAGUAACCGUGUCCAUGAGAGACAAGGAAGAGAAGCAAGAUUAUCGGUAUAUGCCAGAACCGAACUUGCCCCCAUUAUAUAUUGCAAUGGGUCCCACCACUUGGGGUUGUGUCAAUGCGGAACACAUAAAAAAGCUAAUACCACAGCUACCUCAUGAGAUUCGAAAGCACCUCAAGGAGGAAUGUAAUCUAACCACGGAGCAAGCAAUCAUUUUAGUGAACGAGUUGAAACUUUUAAGGGCAUUUACUAGUAUUAGCUUGAAUAAGAAAUUGAAUGCGACACUUAUUGCAAAUUUAUUGAUCAACGACUUUCUAUCUUUGGUUAAUAAGGAAAAAAUGGACCUCGAUGGAAUCACAAUCAACCCAAGCUUCUUCGGAGACAUUGUCGAGCUGCUACAAAACGAAAUGGUUAGCCAUAAAAGUGUGCAAUUCUUGAUGGGGGAGAUGUUAAAGUCGACUUCAAAAACUGUGAAAGAGAUUGUAGCAUGCCACGAUUUACUUCAGAUAAAUGAUGAAAAUGAAAUUAGGCGAAUUUGUGAGGAAGUAAUUGAAGAUAAUCCGAAAAUGUUGCAGCAAUACCUAAAAGGCAAGAAGAAAGUGUUUAAAGCUUUGUUAGGUAUAAUCGCAUCCAAGCCAGAUAGUAAAGUAAAUAUGAAGAAAGCUACUGAAUUGUUACAAAAUGUUUUAGAUAAUUUAAAAAAAUAAAUAACACUUUUUUACUCACA
Molecule: messenger RNA, 1662 nt
Organism: Photinus pyralis (common eastern firefly)
Lineage: Eukaryota; Metazoa; Arthropoda; Insecta; Coleoptera; Lampyridae
Gene: GatB
Product: glutamyl-tRNA(Gln) amidotransferase subunit B, mitochondrial
Exons: 8
Coding region: 95-1642 (515 amino acids)
Biological process (GO): mitochondrial translation; glutaminyl-tRNAGln biosynthesis via transamidation
Molecular function (GO): glutaminyl-tRNA synthase (glutamine-hydrolyzing) activity
Source: RefSeq, a predicted model, not a curated record